AUGAAAACCCACGAUCCGUUGAAAACAGAAGAGGCCAACGACGCCGCAUGGGAGGCGGGAAAAGGCGCUCUCAUGGGCGCAGCGAAAUGGGGAGCAGGGGCAGCUGUUCUCGGGGCCAUUGGCUACGUAUGGUCACCUAUUUACCGCGGAACAACGGUCCAGUUCAAAGUGUACCUCCAAAUGUCAGGCAUGGUGCUAGGAGGCAUGAUUGAAGCCGAUUGGCGCCUAAGACAAUACGAAUACCAGAUGCGCAUGCAAAGGAGAUGGAUGAGGGAAAAGGCCAAGUGGGAGCGGUACGAGGAGGAAUUUGGAAAGAAUGAGGGCGAGAAAUGA
Messenger RNA from Metarhizium robertsii ARSEF 23, 333 nucleotides. RefSeq names its product imidazoleglycerol-phosphate dehydratase. Lineage: Eukaryota; Fungi; Ascomycota; Sordariomycetes; Hypocreales; Clavicipitaceae. The transcript is spliced from 2 exons. The coding region runs from base 1 to 333 and encodes 110 amino acids. The record is from RefSeq and is a predicted model, not a curated record.